AUGACAAAAUAUUUGUACACUUUGGAUGGAGGUAAGAUUAGCGAGUUAGGGCGUCUUGGAUAUGAAAAUUUCGAUUUUUUAUCCUAUGAAAUGAAAGGAGAACAUGAAAAAAAUGAUGAUAUGAUAUCUAUAUUAGAAAAUAUUCAUUUAAGUUAUUUAUUAGGUGGUUGUAAUAUUAUAGGUACUAAUACGUUUCAAGUUAAUUUGCAUAGUUUCAAAAAGUUAGGUAUUGAUAACGGACAAGAAAUUUUAAAUAAAUAUAUUAAUAUAGCAUAUAAUAGUCUUUUAAAAUAUCAAGAAAUAAAGAGAAAAAGUAAAGAUGAUAUAAAUGUAUUGAUAAAUCCUAGAAAUAAAAAUAAUAUAUCUGUUUAUGAUUAUUUGUCUUCUUAUCACAACGUAAGAAAAAAAUUUGAUAUUUUACAUGAAAAAGAUUUUUCAUUUAAUAUAGAUAAUUAUUUGAAAGAUAUAAAAAUUGAACAAAGCAUAGGAAAUAAUAAAUAUAAAAAAUUUAAUAAAAGUACAGAUAAUUAUAUUUCUUUUUCUAAUGGUCCAUAUAGUAGUACUUUUGCAGAUUUCAGUGAAUAUUCAGGUGUAAUGCACAAGAAUAAAGAUAAAAAAGGGAAUAAAAAAAUGAAGAAAAAUGUAGAAAAAGAAGAAGAUGAAAAAAAAAAAAAAAAAAAAGUGAGCGAAUAUUAUCAACUUGAUAAAAACAUUAUUAAUAAUAAGAAUAAUAUUAAUAGGAAUAUAAAAAAAUCUAUUAAUUAUAGAGAAUAUAAUAAAUAUUCUUUAUAUUAUGAUAUACAAAUGAAUAUACCAAGACUUAAUUUUUAUGGUCGAGAAAAAUAUAAUCCCAUAGAAAUUGUACCCAAAAUUAAAAAAAAAAAUGAAAACAUAAAUUAUAAGGGUCAGACAAAUAUAAUAAAUAAAUAUAAUAAUAAUAAUAAUAAUAAUAAUAAUGAUGAUGAGAUAUUUUUCGAUAAAAAAUUAUUCAAUUAUGGAAUAGAAUAUUAUAUAGAUGUAAGUGAUCAAGAGAUUAUAUCAAAUUGCUUAUUCAAAUUAAAUACAUUUUGUAAAAACCAUGAUAAAUUACAUUUAUUUUCUUUAACAACUUUUUCAAAUAUAAGAGAAGUACUAACAUUUUAUAAUUGCAUAAAAUAUUAUGGAUCUACAUUUAAUAAUAAGGUUAUUAUAAAUUUUUUUUGUAAUAGUUGUAAAUAUGUAGGAUGUUCAAAAUAUUCUUUUUUUGAUAUUGUAAGUAUUUUAUUAUAUUUAGAUUCUUACAAUAAAUAUAUUAAAGCUAUAGGAUUAAAUUGUGUUAAUAUAGAAUAUGUAUAUGAUUUAUUUUACCCUUUUAAAAAAUAUAUAUGUCCAUAUAAUAAUAUUAAUAUUAAUUUGUAUCACAGUCAAAAUAACCAAAUGAAUAACAUUGUAAGAAAUGUAAUGAAUGACCUAAAAAAAAAUAGAUAUAUAUAUGAUAUGAAUUUUUUUUGUUCACCUAAUAAAUCUUUAGAAGUGGUAUCAUUUGAUGAUACAAAUGGAGAUGUACAGUUUCAUAAUUCAUCAAAUCAGACAAAUCAUGUAUACAACUAUAUUGGGAAGUGGAUAAAUGUGCAUGUAAAUGGUUUUGGUGGCUGUUGCUAUUAUAAUCCUUACGACAUAUCUUUGAUUAAUUAUAAAAUUAAUGAGUUAUUAUAA
Messenger RNA from Plasmodium adleri (nom. inval.), 1695 nucleotides. Its product is annotated as homocysteine S-methyltransferase, putative. Gene Ontology annotation, molecular function: S-adenosylmethionine-homocysteine S-methyltransferase activity. The record is from RefSeq and is a predicted model, not a curated record. Lineage: Eukaryota; Apicomplexa; Aconoidasida; Haemosporida; Plasmodiidae. Bases 1 to 1695 code for a protein of 564 amino acids. The transcript has a single exon. Gene Ontology annotation, biological process: S-methylmethionine cycle.